CUAAAUCGAAAUCGCGCCUUGUUGUCGAACUUCAAAAUAUUAAAGAGAGCACUACAUGUAUCUUCGUUUUUCUUUUACUGGCUAUGGCAGAAAUAAAAACUAGUUUCAAGGGAUGUGAACCACCAUCAGUGAUCUAGAGUACUGGUAUAUGUCGUAUAUGUUCAACGGUGAUGUCAUGGCAAGUAUGAUAGAGAGUGUUAAAGCGAGACGGAGAGGGGCUCAGGACUUUGAAGGCUACUAUAGCCAGCUAUGUGCUCUUCAAGAUUCAUGUCCAUUGACAGCGGUCAAGGCCCACCUGGAUGAUGGCAUCCUGGAUCUUAAUGCUGAUAGGGUAAGGCAGCCUGACUGGAUGCCUAUUCUCAAUGCCUUACGUAUCAACAGAAGCCUUCAGUUCGUAGCAUUUAGGAGUUAUUAUCAGAGUGCCAAACAGGAUGACUCGAGAUCACAUUUACAGACACAGGUUCGUCGACCUCCACCGAUCAGGUCAAGAGACAUUGCGCAUCGUCUGUGCAUUGCAUUAAGGGAAUGCCUAGCUAACAGUGAACAGUUACAACACUUAGAGUUACAGGGCUUGUUGCUGAGGGAAAAGAAUGUGGUAUCACUAUGUAAGGGGCUGGCAAAGAGCCGAUGCCUACAGCACCUGUCUUUAGAAUAUUGCCGCAUUGGAGAUAGGGGUGUUGAAGUGCUAUGUCAGUGUAUCAAGAAUGCACCAACCAUUGUGUCUCUCAACCUCACAGCAGCUGGACUCACUUGGAAGAGUGCAGAUAUGAUAGCAAAGCUGGUCAAGCAUCAAGCCACCAGGAGGCAUACAGAGGCAUGGAAAGACAGCCUGAGAUACCGCAGACCAGACCUUGAUCGUAUGCCAGGGAUCCGAAGAAUCACAAUGAAUAACAAUCCACUCCUCAAUGACAAAGGAGCUAUGGCACUGGCUGAAGCACUGAAGGAUGACCUCUGGCUCAAAGCUCUGGACAUGCAGCAUUGUGGUAUAUCGAAUGCAGGAGCAAAGGCAUUUCUUGAUACCUUGCACCAGAAUACUAGUAUCGUUGUACUCGACCUGAGGAGGAACCCUUUAUUAGACCAAGACCUCUUGAAAGCCAUCAUAGAACAGGUCAUGAUCAAUUCAGGAGGACAGGAAGUAGAGUACAAAUGGUUGAGAGCAAGGAGCCCCAGUGGACCAUCUUCUAAGCAAAGGAACAAACGUAAAGGGAGGACCUCUUCCACCCAGAUUAAAAAAGUCAGCAGCAGCAGCAGGAGCACUGUCAAAAGCUCAAUUAAACCUGAGAGAAGAACCCGGUCUAAAUCUGAGAGUGGGAUCAUCAUUCACAGCUCAAAGACUGAGAUGGAGCCUGUUGUAAAAAGACCUGGGCCUGGGUUUGUUCCAUGGAGAACAGCUGCAAGAGCAAACCAAAGAAGCAAGAGCAUCGUUCACAUUGAACCAGGAAGUCCAGAUGGUUCAUCUACACCCACCAGACCUGGAGCAUCAUCCAUCCAUGUACAUGUAGGUAACUCCAGUGAGGUUGAUACAAGCAUCAAGGACAGCAUUGACACACCUUCUACUCAUCUCUCCACAGGUACUGGUGCUACGUAUGAAGCAACCGUCAAUCGAAAGAUUAAGAAUCUUCAGGUUGAAGCUGAAGAGCUGCGACGACGUCUGUACAUUGAGAGCAAGGCAAGGGCAGCCUCUGAUGAACGUGUGAUUGAGCUAGAGGUUGAGAAUAGUCGCUUGAAGCACCAGCUUCAGCUCCUUGAGGCUAGGGGUCCUACCUCACCUCUCAAGAAGGGUGGACAAGUGGAAGAAGAGAAUGGGGAGGAUGAGGCAUUGCUAGAGAGCAUUGAAGAGUCAUUCCAGAAAUUCCAUAGCUUCCUUGACCUUCUUAGAGAUGCUGGUCUUGGUCAACUGUGUACAUUAGUGGGACUGAGCACUCAAGACAUUAGUCAUCCUACAGUGAAAUCUAUCUUGAAGAACCACCAACCAUCAACUCAAUCGGGACCAGCUUCAUCAUCAGCACAACAAACACAUAGUGUCUACCAGCCUGGAAACUUGAUCUAUUCUAAUCAUCCAAUUCAACCAUCUCCUUACAAUGUCCCAUUCGGAGCAAUGGGUCCUCUGUUGCCUGUGAUGUUGUAUCCAAAUCAGACGUCUUCCCCAGGAGCUGGUAAUGUGAACUUCCAACAAGCCCUUGGGGCACAACCAGUGAACAUGGGUAUCUAUCCCCAAAUGAUGAGUACAUACCCACAGCAAAUGCCUAUGAUGCAGGGUCAGAUGCCUCAAGUGAACCAACCUUUGGCACCACAACUACAUAUGUAUCAGCAACCUAUGCAACCAGUACUUGCCAAUCAACAGUCAUCCUCUGCAGGAAUUUCAAAUGGAGGUCUUCAGCCUGUCACAUCCAGUACUUCACAAUCCAAACAAUCAAGAGUGGACAACACAUCCACAUCAGGGGCAUCAACUCAAGUGACUGUAUCUAGCCAAAGACCUAUUCCAGUUACGUCGAAAAGUGAAAGCAUUCCUCUGGAAUCCAUGUCCAGCACAGAGGGUGUGUUUAUGCCAAGUGUCGUUCAGAUCUCUCAAGGAUCAGGCAUGUCAGAAGAUAAAAAACAGCCAACCAGUGGAACUACCCUACCAACAGUUUUAUCAAAAGCAGAUAGACAGGUAUCACCUGAAGUUGAUGAAAGAGAUGGACAAAACAAAGAGGAUUCCCUUCAUGAUCAUCCAGGAAGUCACAAAGGCAGUCCCCUUGCUCUGGGUGAAGAACUUGGCCUUCAGAAGGUUGAAGAUUCUUUUGAGUCAGACAUUGGAAACAUCAGACAAAUGACUGAACUUGACUUUGGUGAGAGUAUUGAUUCCACACCUAGAAUACCUGACACUAAAUACUCUAAAGACAGUCCAAGGGUAGAGAGUGCCACACCCACCAAAGGUAUUGGAUCUCCUACAGAGUCUGAUCACUCUGGAAGAGGGCCUCCAAGGGGUGCAAGCCCCAUUCAAAGUUACUCCGAGGACUUUGAAGGUGAAGCUGAUGAGGAUGAAAGUGAGAUUGAAGAAGAUCUUUUCAAAGAUUCAGAAGGCAGUUUACCAGGAUUAACCAGUGAUGAUGAAUUCUAAACAACUGUACAUGACAGGGAAAAAAUGAGCAUGAUAACUUUGUAUGACUCUUAUUUAUUAUUAAACUACAAAUUAAAAGCAAUGAACAGAUAUGAUACUGUACAAUUGACCAAGAUUUAAAUUCAAAUUUUCAGA
Molecule: messenger RNA, 3238 nt
Organism: Lytechinus variegatus (green sea urchin)
Lineage: Eukaryota; Metazoa; Echinodermata; Echinoidea; Temnopleuroida; Toxopneustidae
Gene: cep78
Product: centrosomal protein of 78 kDa-like
Exons: 11
Coding region: 149-3103 (984 amino acids)
Cellular component (GO): centrosome
Molecular function (GO): protein binding
Source: RefSeq, a predicted model, not a curated record